AGUCCUCAUCCUUCGACGAGUAUUAAAAGCAUGCGAUGGUCACUCGCUUUCCCUCAGCAGCUUCAGCCAGAGCUCUCUACAGAACACCCCCGCCUCAUACACUGCCUACUCGACAACAUGUCUACGGACGAGGACCCCAAGUACUUCCAGGGCUUCUCCAAGCUCCCCUCGCCGCUCGUCUCGACGAGCCUCCAGGUCAUGAAGUUCAGCGGAAACUUCGUCAAGGUCACCAACGACAAGAAGGCCUUCGACUGGGGCGGCUUCAAGAACGCCGUCAACGGCUACAAGGGCGAUGACCUCACCUUCGACAAGUUCAAGGAGAACACCAUCGCGCGCAGCGACGCCACCGUCAAGGUCAUGGUCGACAAGAUCGUCAAGUUCCUGCUCGAGGCGCUCUCUGUCGUCAUCGACGCCGGCGAGCUCGCGGCGACGAUCGAGGCGACGUUCACGAACCUGAAGAGCGCCAAGUCGAACGGCUGGGCGGACUUCAGCAAGUCGAGCGCGUCGAGCAACUCGUCGUGGGAGUACCGCAUCCUGUUCGCGGUGCCGAACGCGGAGCUGGAGGACUUCUUCUACUCGCUGGUGACGACGAUCAAGCUGGAGGCGGAUAUCACGGAGGAGUCGUCCUGGUGGGGCCUCGUGAGCAGCUCGUCGAAGAACUUCUCGGCGACCAUCGACGCGAUGGAGCUCGUUGUCCAGAAGGGCUUCCGCAACCCCCUCUAACUUGUACUCGCCCAACGAACAAGCGCCUGGUGUAAAACCCGUACACAAUAUAUCUUUGAUGCCAUCGUUGUACUGUCUUGAUCUAAAGAACCGAAAGUUAUGCCUCAUAACCAUGUCGAAGUCGAAUACGCCAUAAGUCUGUCAAAGUUCAAUCGAUGAUUAGUUGCUUCGCAUAUAAUCCUCGAAAUUGCCUGAGAAGGAAGCUUU
Messenger RNA from Schizophyllum commune H4-8, 930 nucleotides. RefSeq names its product delta-endotoxin CytB. Gene Ontology annotation, cellular component: extracellular region. The record is from RefSeq and is a predicted model, not a curated record. The transcript has 4 exons. Lineage: Eukaryota; Fungi; Basidiomycota; Agaricomycetes; Agaricales; Schizophyllaceae. The coding region runs from base 118 to 723 and encodes 201 amino acids.